AUGGGCUUCAAGCACGCUGCUAUUCUUGCUCCUGUCUCCUUCUUUCUGGGGGUGUUGUUUAUCUGCUUCAACGUAGACCACCGGAUACUGUGGGGAGACCUAACUGAGGACGUCGUCAACGAUUCAUUCCAGUUCUACACGACCUUCUUCAAUGCCCCACCCGCUAUCAAGGCAUUGCUCCACGGGAUGGUCGGCGUAGGCCUCUUGGGCUUCCUUGCGAAACUCCACAAGUGGGACGAGAGUGCGGUAUUCUUCGACGGCAGCAGUCUAGGCGUCUACGUUUUCGGCAUCGUCGUCUACCUCACGGUUACCGUAAACUCUCUCCGGACGAUAGCCGACCCAGUUCUCGAUGGUGAUGCUGCAGAGUCUCGGGAGGACCAGAUCAUGGCGAUACGCGUCCUUGCAGCAGGGAAUAUAAUCAUCGUAGGGUGUCUGGGCUUGAUCCUUUUCCUUCAGGCGGGCCAGGAAUGGGCAUCGCGUUCGGAGGCAAAAGCUAUCGCCCAAUGGGAGGCCGAGCAGCGGAAAGAGAACACAGAGAAAAAAGAUCAAUAA
Messenger RNA from Cyclocybe aegerita, 552 nucleotides. Lineage: Eukaryota; Fungi; Basidiomycota; Agaricomycetes; Agaricales; Hemipholiotaceae. The record is from the annotation of a GenBank genome assembly.